Messenger RNA from Mirounga angustirostris (Northern elephant seal), 5462 nucleotides. It is a transcript of the gene MICALL2, whose product is annotated as MICAL like 2. Bases 2024 to 5443 code for a protein of 1139 amino acids. The transcript has 18 exons. NCBI's taxonomy places the organism in Eukaryota, Metazoa, Chordata, Mammalia, Carnivora, Phocidae. The record is from RefSeq and is a predicted model, not a curated record. Gene Ontology annotation, molecular function: protein binding.
CCACCAAGGCGCUGCAGCGGUGGUGCCGCCAGCAGUGCGAGGGCUACCGGGACGUGAGCAUCACCAACAUGACCACGUCGUUCCGCGACGGCCUGGCCUUCUGCGCCAUCCUGCACCGCCACCGGCCCGACCUCCUGGAGAGGAGGCCACGUGACCAUGGAGCCCGAGAUUGGAGUGAUGGGGCCACAAGCCAAGGAACGCCUGGAACCCGUGGAACAAGGAACAGAUGUCCCGCGAGCCUCCGGAAGGAGCACGGCCCUGCCGACGCCUUGAUCUUGGACUUCCGGCCUCCGGAACUGGGAGGGAGUGGGUUUCUGUUUGUGGUCAGCAGAACAUCAGCUUUUGAUACGUGGCAGGUGCUGAAGGGGCUGGUGGAACACCGUGCACGUUGGUGGUGCUGACACACGCUGAGUGGGGGCACAUGCACGGCCUUUGUGUGCCUUACACUCCCCUCCCCCGCCCCCAGGCCCCGUGCUGCACACCCACCCCCAGGGGUGCAGGGAGGGGAGGAAACACGCAGUAAGGGGUAUGCCCAGGGAUGCCGCCAUCCUGGGGACGCUUCCGAGGCCAGACUGGGGCGAGCCCCCCCCCCCCAUGCUCCCUGUCCUUCAGAAACCCUCUGGCCGCAGGAGAGUGGACAUCCGGCUCUGUGUCUUCUGACUUUGCCACCAGGAAGGCCUUCCCUGCACCCCAUUCCCAGCCUUCCUACUGCACCAGAGCUGCUUCCUCCCCGCGGCCUCCUGCCGGCACUGAGCCAGAGGGGGGGCGGUCAGCUGCUCCCACCCUACAGCUCCGCUCCUGCCCCUGCGCUCCUGCCCCUGCGCGGCUGGGUCAUGCGGCACUGCCCCAGGAGGCGCAUGCAACGCGCUGGUGGCCCCGCGGGGGCCCCCGGAGGUGUGUGUGGGUCGGGAGGCGGGCGCACCUGAGACGUCCCACCGGAGCUGGCCGGGCAGCACCAGCGCGGGCCCCUCCCUGGUCAACCUGCCCCCGAGUUGUGGGCUUUCUCGGGUGGGCCUCCAGGGUGCCCGCCCCAGGUCUGUUUCCCCAGUGACGCCUCCUCUGCCAAGCAGCCAGGUGAGCGCGGGAGCCGCCCAGGACAAACAGCCCCUUCCUGCCCCGGGCGGUAGACCUGUCAGGGGUGGAGCGCGUGGCCGGGCUCCUGCCCCUUCUGGGCUGACCAGGGGUGGCUGAGGUUUUCAGGGGAGACGCAGGAGGUAGGGGUGGCGGCUGCCACCAGGAAGGAGGGGGCAGGAGGCCUUCCCAGCAGCUGACAGAAGCACCCGGGCUUCCUUGGGCCUUUGUAGGGGUUGUGGACGGUGUCCCCAAGUGGGGGUUCUGCUGCAGACUCACUGGGCCUCCCAGCCCUUCAGCCCCAUGGUGGGGGGACCUGAUCUUUCUCAGGUCCCUCCAGCUCGGGAGGCCGAUGUCAGGGCUGGGGCAGAGCCAGUGGUGGUGGAGUGUCUCCCUGGCCACGGCGGGGCUCCCUGAGACGCGCCCUGAGACUCGCACGUAGUCCGGAGUCAGGAGAGGCCCCCACCCAGAUGCUCAGAGACAGCACUGCUUCCUUUCCUGGGCCAGAGCAGAGGGUGGGCUGGGCCCAGGCAGCUGGGCUGGCCUCCCCUCCCACACCGGCCUCUUGGCCAGCAGGAAGCUGCCUGGGGACAGAGGCCUUCUGUUCCCCAGCCUGAGGGCCUGCUGCCCAGGCCCCCGCGGCCGCCUUCCGGCAAGACUCUCCAGGAUGGACAUGGGGAGCGCUGCCAGCCCACCUCCUCGGGGCUACCCGGGGCCAGUGCCCUGUGAUGCCCCCCCUCAGGCCACCACAGAAGCCCCAUGGCUGACUCUUGGCUGGACCCUGCCCCGGGCCAGGGUUGGGGGUCAGGGUCUGCUCUGGCCUGGGGGAGGCCUGCAGCUGGGCAGCCAAGGCUGAGGGGUCUCACUUGUCCACCAGGUGCAAGGAGGUGGGGCCCUGAGCCCUGGGCCCUGCACCCACUGGGACCCUUCUCUCUGCCUCGGGCACCUGGUCAUGUCCCAUUCCUCCCCAUGCCCUCCACCCGGCCCGAGAUCUGUGCUAGCAUGUGCCCAGCGUCUCCCUCCCCUUCUGCCGUGGGGCUUCGGUCUUGUCUGUGUCGCUCUCCAUCUCUGUGUGUGUCCCCUCUUCCUCUCCACUCCCCUUUCCGGUGGGACUAACUCCAGAUGUGCUGAGGGUGCCUGGAAAAGACGCCUUCCCUUAGGUCAGCCCCUCCCAGCUCAGCGCCCACCCCCCGCGUGGCUGCAUUUUGUUCCGGGAAAUAAACAGCGUGAGGUCAGCUCUCCAGGAAUUUGGAAGGGGGUACACAUUCCCAAGAGCCCCGAAAGCCUGGGGGCAUGGGGCUGGCUGGCGCAAGAGCGUGAGGUCAACAGUCUUGGUCAGCUGUGGCCAGCAGGAGGGGCCGUGCCUCAGGCUCUCGCGGCCAGGCCGGGCCGGGGCUGGGCACACACUGGCGCCUGGCCGACGGCAGACAAGUCAGCGGCCACAGGCCACACAUGUAGACCCAAUGAGUACAUUCAUGGGCCGGUGUCGAAAGAACAGACGGACGCCACAGAAGUCCCCUCGCUUGGCGAGCCUGGGAACGAGUCCAUCAGCAGCAUUUGCAGAGUGCCAGCUGUGUGCAGAGACUUUGACGCUCUCAGGAAGGAAGACAUUUAUGAGAACAACAAACUGGCCUUCCGUGUGGCCGAGGAGAAGCUGGGCAUCCCAGCCCUGCUGGACGCUGAGGACAUGGUGGCCCUGAAGGUGCCAGACCGGCUGAGCAUCCUGACCUACGUGUCCCAGUACUAUAACUACUUCCACGGACGCUCCCCCAUUGGGGGCAUGGCUGGUAUCAAGAGACCCCCGUCAGACUCCAGUGAGGAACCGUCCGGGAAGAAGGCCCCAUCCCAGCUGGCCAGGCCCUCACCCACUCCAGCCCAGGGGCAGCCACUGUCUCCAACCAGCACAGACCCCGCCGUCCAGUGGAAGGACAGAAGCUCAGGGGGCCUCCUGCUGAAGACCGGCCAGGCCUCCGCGAGCAGCUCCGUCAGCAGCACCUGUGGGGUCUGCAGCAAGCACGUGCACCUCGUGCAGCGACACUUGGCUGACGGGAAGCUCUACCACCGGAGCUGCUUCAGGUGUAAGCAAUGCUCCAACACGCUGCACUCUGGGGCCUACAGGCCCACCAGCGAGCCCGGUGUCUUCGUAUGUUCCAGCCACCACCCCGAGGCUGCCUCUGCAAGCUCCACGUGGUGGGGCCCGGCCCCCCAACAACCAGGGGCCGUGCCGUCAGACUCCAAGCUGCCCAGUGCCCCAUGGAAGGCCCAGGAGGCAAAUGGGCUCCGAGACACAGGGCCAAAGGUCAGGCCAGAGGCCCGGGAGCCGGUGGUGAGCAACUCAGCUGCCAAAGGUGUUCCCACCCCAGCUGACCCUCCGGCCACCGCCGCCUCCCAUGUCCACGCGGGGAGUCCGGCCGGGCCCAGGUUCUCGGCGGUCCUCCAGGGUGGCAAAGCCAGCAUGCGUGUGGCCAACAGCUCCCCAGCAGGCUGGUCAUCGCUGGUCGGGGAGACGGCAGCAGUCAGCCCCCGUCCUGCUCUGACACCGAGUGCCCCGGACUCUCGCCCGGCCACCCUCCAGGGCCGGGCGACCCCCCAAGCAGCAGCCCCCCAGACCAAGGUCAGUGUGGGCCCAGCGUCUCCAGGCCCAGCAGACACCCCAGGCUGGACCCCGUCAGCCUCCAAGAUCCAGCAGGCCCGGGAGAGGUUCUUCCAGACUCCUGGAGCUGCCCCCAGCCCUGGCCCAGCUGGCGGGGCCCCAGCUCCUGCGGAUGCACCUUCUGGGGACAGCAGCAGGGAGCAGGCGCUGAGCUGCCUCCUGAAGGCCCUUCCCAGGCUCGGGGACACCGGUGCCCGGGCGCCUGGCAGGCCCUCCCCUGCUCUGAAAUCCCAUACCAGAACCGAAGGGCCACAAGCAAGUCCAUCAGCCAAGCUGUCACAGAUGGUAUCCCCCCGGGCCCUUAACCCCCCUGCGAGGACUGAGCUGCCAGCCCCGCUGAGAGUGGGCACCACCUCACGGGCAUCCACAUCACCCCAGGGGGGCAGGAAGAGCCCACCUGUAUCCUCAGGGGCCAGCUGGGCAGGUGCCACCUCCAAGCUGAAGCCAGAGGCCCCACUGGCAAAGGGUGCGAGUGCCAGCCCCCAGGAAGGCCAGGAGGAUGGGCCGGCAGGAUGGAGGGCCCGCCUGAAGCCUGUGGAGAAGAAAAGCCCUGCUGAGAGGGUCCUGGCAGAGCCUCGGAUGGGUGAGGCACCUGGGAAGGUCCGUGGGAGCUCCGAGGGGCCUGUCCACGUCCCCCCGACCCCUCUUCGGCCUGACAGGACAGCGGGCGCGGCUAGCCCCGGGCCCAGCCCCUCGGCCGCCUCCCCGUCCCCGUCCCCAUCCCGCCGCAGGAAGCUGGCCGUCUCUGCCAGCCUGGACGUUUCUGCCAACUGGCUUCGUUCUGAGCCCUCGGGGCAGGAAGUCCCAGCCCAGAGCUGGAAGGAAGAGGAGAAAGGGAAGCUCUCUGCUCAGGGCAAACCAGCAGGGAGGCCCUUGGGCUCGGCUGGUGUCCCCGCUCCACCCGGCAAGGCAGUGACCAACCGUGCCAGGCUGCACCCUGACUACAUGUCCCCGGAAGAGAUCCAGAGGCACAUGCAGAACAUCGAGAGCCAGCUGGACGCCCUGGAGCUCAGGGGCGUGGAGCUGGAGAAGCGUCUUCGCGCCGCUGAGGGGGAUGCCUCCGAGGACACCCUCAUGGUGGAGUGGUUCCAGCUCAUCCACGAGAAGCAGCUACUGCUGCGGCAGGAGUCGGAGCUGAUGCACAAGGCCAGGGACCAGCGCCUGGUGGAGCAGCAGUUGGACCUGGAGGGGGAGCUGCGUCAGCUGAUGGCCAAGCCCACGUUGGCAGAUGAGCAGACCCUGUGCCCACUGCCCCCGAGACCCUUCCCCCACCUCCGGGGACACUGUGUCCCUGAGCAGGGUGGGGCGGCAGGGCUGCCGCUGAAGGCGGGCUGUCCCUGCAGAGGGUCUGAAGUCCCUCAAGGACCAGCAGCGCGAGGAGGAUCUGCUGCAGCAGUAUAUCAGUACGGUGGAGGACCGGAGCCACAUCGUGGACUUCCUGGAGGAGGACCGCCUCAGAGAGCAAGAGGAGGACGAGAUGCUACAGAACAUGAUCCAGAGUCUGGACCUCCAGAAAAGCAGCGGGGACCAGAAGAAGAAGUCCAAGUUCAGCUUGUCCAGGGUCUGGUCCCUGAGGAGCAAAAGCAGGACCCCCGAGUGAGCCGCCUGGCUGGCUGCAGGACCUGUGCCCUUGGCUCGGGCAGGGUGGGCACCGUGGGAGUGGGAACAUGGGGGUGGGGACCUGCACCCCUCCCCAUGGGGUCUGAGCCACCACAAUAAAGAAAGUGACCACGUGAUG